Molecule: messenger RNA, 1134 nt
Organism: Mesorhabditis belari
Lineage: Eukaryota; Metazoa; Nematoda; Chromadorea; Rhabditida; Rhabditidae
Source: the annotation of a GenBank genome assembly
AUGCCCGAAAUGACUGAAGAAUUGCCGGAAAAGAGUGUCAAACGCAUAGAAGAGACGGCCAUCUCGUUGAAGAAAAUCACCCAACUCGAAGAGGAUUUAGAAGAAAUGAAAAAAGACAAAGAGGUCGAGAUGCGCCAAUUGGCAGCAAAUAUGUUUGAAAUCGAGGCGAAUUUAACGGAGAAGAUCGCGAAUUUGAAGGUUGAUUUGGUUUCUGAUUUGGAGAGGAAUCGAGAUUGGGAAAGGAAGAACGACGACCUCGAAGCACAAUUAAGCGAUCAAAAUGUGGAAAGGGGAAAAGGAAAGGCUAAGAUUGGAGAGCUCGAGGGAAAAAUCAACGCGUUGCAGAGUACAAUCUCUGACCUCGAGACCCAAAUCACAAGAGAGCAGAAUGAAACGAAGGACAAAGACUUUGAGAUGAGUCAAUUGACAGCAAAAGUGGCUCAAAUUGAGACGGAUUUAAUGGGGAAAAUCGCCGAGACAAAAAGGAAGAACGAUGAUCUCGAAGCACAAUUAAGAACUCAAAAUACGGAAUUGAAAGAUGGAAAAGCCAAGAUUGGAGAGCUCGAAGGAAAAAUCAACGCGUUGCAGAGCAAGAACUCUGACCUCGAAACCCAUAUACAAUUUGAAAGAGAAAACAAAACGGCCGAAAUCAAGAAGUUGAUUUGUGAUUUAAAUCUAAUGAUGAACUGGAACUCGGAACUGGAUGGAUGGUCGUAUUUCGAAAAAACCGCUUCUUGGUACAAGGUUAUCGAUCAAAAAAUGACAUUCGAUGAAGCCGUGGCAUACUGUGCGAGUCGAAAGGGUCAUUUAGUCUCAAUUCACAGUAAGGAAGAGAACGAUUAUGUUUGGGAACUCGCGAAAACUGUUCAUUCGUAUAAUUGGUUCUGGAUCGGACUCAAGAGAGAUCCAAACAAAGGAAAUGCUUUUGAAUGGACGGAUGGAAGUUGGUCUGUUGGUGAAACACCGGUGGACAUGAGCAUGUGGUGCACACGAAUUGGAAUGGCUCCAUCGGGGAGAUUGAGCAGAAGCUUUGUAAACAAGGUGGCAAGAAGAUCAGCCCAUUUGGUGGGACAUUGGGACUCGAUCCUUGAAAUCUGUGUACGAUACGACGACGACAACAAACGACAUUGUCCA